Amoebophrya sp. A120 is the source of this 3701-nucleotide messenger RNA. NCBI's taxonomy places the organism in Eukaryota, Dinophyceae, Syndiniales, Amoebophryaceae. The record is from the annotation of a GenBank genome assembly.
GGAGGAAAUGCGCUACGGAUUUUACCUGCGCGUAGCGGAAAGCUUUUUCCUGCUUGCGCACGGAAAGAACGCGGUCAAUCACGGCAACUGGAAAGAAACCAACCUUUUCGCGUCCGCAGUGGGGAAGACCGCCCGAAGCCUUGCCGGCGUCGCCGGCUCUUGGCAGGCACUCCCCGCCUACGUGCGAAAUUUGGUCGCAGCGACGUUUUCCGGGAACGAUUCUAACGGGCCUAUGUCAAGAACAGACGCGGACCACGACGCAAUGCUGCAAACCGCUCUCCGCAGCUCCUCAUCCGGCGCACCUGUUGUGCGCAGCGUCCAAAAGGAUUUCUUGCGCACUCGAUUUUUUGUCGAUAUCCUCGGGGCCCGGGACGCCUGGCUAAUGCGCAAAGACGGCGGAGCGAACAAAGAGAACGUGCAGCAGAUCGGUACCAUCGGUUUGAGCUCGGGGUUCGUGCGGUUCCAGCGCAGCGUCGUAAAUCCGAAGGAAUUCACCUACGAGCCGGGUUUGUUGGAGGCCUUGUACCCGAUGCAAAUGGUAACGGUUUCCAAACCAGACGUGACGACGGAGCGGUUUCUGGCAGAUCCCACCAGCCACCAAUUUCUCGAGGACCAGCUGACGUAUUGGAAACUCGCAGAAUUUUACGAGGCCGAGGACAAGCAGAAGAAAGCGGAUUUUUCGCAGAUGAAGAAAACCGACGCGGAUCAUAUGUAGUGAGGUCACCGAACGGUUCUAACCGGGGAGUUUUUUUGCCACCUACCGUGAAAAACGACCGGCAGUUUUCAAGCGGCCGGAAGGCUUUUUUGACAUAAAAAGUUUCCAAUUAUCAAGCGGCCGGGGCUUUGUUGUCAAAAAAGCCCGAGCCAAUUCUAUCGAUUCGCACUUGAUAAAACGACGCAGGGGAGCCGGCAAAAGGGGCGCCCUUCUGAGGCGCCCACCGCCUUGGCUUCUGGCGAUUUGGGGCGCCCAAAAAGGGGCGCGCAAAAAACGCGCCCAAAAUCAGAACAGCGAAACAGCAUGGCAGGGCCGCGAUUUCGGAGCAUUUUGGGCGGCCGCGAAAGCGGCCGCCUUUUCGCCGUUUUCGGAGCCUGGGAAGCUUUGCAAAAAGCGCUGGCGAGAAAUAUAAAAACGAAAAAAAGAAAAAGCGCGCCAGACGCGCAAAGCCAAUCCGCAUGCUAUGGGUCCGAUUUUCCCUCGCUUUUUGGGCGCCCCCCGUGGCGCCCGGAUCGGCCUCAUAGCAUGGGGGCUGGCUUUCGGAAAGGAAUUUCGAAAAUUUGCCAAAAUUUGCGACGCUUAUCAGGCGGCCGCCAUACCGUGGGGCCUAACGUUACUCACGGCGGUAUGGCGGGCCCAGAAAAAUCAAAGCCGCGACCAAGGCGGCGACCGGCAAGAAAACGCCCACGACCUCACUACCUCCGCCCCGGCGGCUAUAUUUGGUACUACCGCAGAAGAGCGGGAACACCAGAACGGAAAAAUAUCUGCGACCACUCCUACUCGCGGCACUCCCCAGAAAACUAUUCGCGUGCAACUCGUUCUGGAAGGCUUGGAAUUUCUUUUCCACACGCGCGAGCUGUUUGGCAAUAAUCUGAUGGACCGGAUCGAACUGAUUCAGUUCAUGUCCACGCAGGGAAAAGACAGUUUCCUCGCUUUGCCGGAGAUCUCGGACUACAAAAACACAGUAGUGCUGGACGACGAAAAGUUUGACGAGGAGCGAGAGACUUUUAUCGAACACAAGAAAACCCAGUUUGGCGAGCAGUACUUCGCCGCCGUCUUCGAGCCGCACCUGCCGACCAAUCGCGCCCGGUACUGGGGCUUUGGCGGUGCAAACGACUACCGGACCUGGGUCGUACGGAAGUGGAGUGACUUUUUCGACGUGGGCGCGCUGGAUAAAUUUUUGAAAUCACGGGGUGGUGGCGGCGUGUUGAUCAGGGACGUCGAUGGGGGUGGAAAGCAAAGCGGGGACGGCGAGUUUCAGAAGUAUAGCAGGGAUCAUGCUGCUGCGACGACCACAGAAGCAGCUACAGGAAACAAGAGACUCGACGCGUCGCGGACAUCAAGCGAGAAAAAUAAAUCGAAAGUUCGCCAUAUGGACGUGCUCGUGCUUGGCGAGGCACUUUCUCUUGAGCCCACAAAGUACGUCAUUAUGGGCCACGCAGAUAAGCGGGUGGGGAUUCUGCCUUGUGAAGACUCCAUGCUGCCCGUGAAAAUCAUAUUUUUCCGUACCACCUACUAUUUCCACCGCGGCGUCCGGUGCGUCAGGAACGAGAGUAAUCCGGCGUGGUUCGAUUUUCCCAGGCUGGAGAAAGUGCUGAAGGAGGAAAUUGACUUUGUUUACCAAGCGGAGCUUGCGCAGAAGACAAGGGAAAAAAGCUGGUUUGACGUCUUGAAAGCCACCGGACACUGGGAAAGAGACGUGGAGCCUCUAGUGAAUGCGAGGGGAAUAGACGAAAAGGAUGCUAAACUUCUCCCCGAUUUACUGGACACAUUGAAGUUUGAACAAGACGUGAAAUUUCACGACCGGGAAUACCUGGACGGACAGCCGCUGUUGCGCGUGGGCUACUACAUUCAACUUGGGGAAGCGCUAGAAAACGACAAAAUGAACUUGGGCAAGUACCAAAACUGGGGCCCCAACACCAUCUCGGCGACCAGUGCGUGGAGCGGGGUGCAGUUUUCGGCCGAAAUUGCGGCGCUUGGGAAGAGAAUUCUAGGAGCUCUGCGUGGGACAGGUACUACGGACAAUCUUGUAGACGGAGGAAAUCGAAACCGAAAGCCACUGUGGGUGAUUCACUGGCGCCGAGGGGACGGCGAGCUGGGGCCGACGGACGCCCGCGUGCAGCAAUUUCGGCAGGCUGCGCCCGAAAACUUGGCCCAACUGGUGCAGAAGACGGUGGUUUCGAAAUUUUUCGAAAAACACUUGUCGUACAACCAGCUUGAGAUAGUGCCACAAGUAAAGACAGAAUUCGUCCGAGGAGAAGAAAAAACGCUUCCAAGAGAAGUAGUAGAAACCGCUCCUUACAAGCAGGACCUGGAAAUAGUCGAAAACUUGUUUGAGUACAAGGAUAAAGCUCUGGACAGCGAGUUCGAGGAGAAUCCAGAGACAACUGAGACUAAUCCAGAAGUACGAAAGACCUAUCGAGACUUUUGUCCUAACUUCUUCAUCAUGACCAACGAGAUGGACAAAAAAGCACUCGACGAAGUGCGAAAGGGCUUCAGCCGACUCUUCCCAACCAGCGAGCUGCAUUUUCUAGGUGAUUUCACGAAAAUUUCCUCAGAAGAUGAGGCGGGGAGGAUAAGAAGUCCAAAUUCUGAAGCGAUAGAAUCUUCUUUGCCCCCCGACGAUAAAGAUUCUGAUAGUCUGCUUGCAACCGACCUGAAACGCUACCUGUCGCGCGGAGGUGUGUACGCGCUGCUGUUGGAAUUUUAUCUGGCCUGCCACGCCGACGCUUUUCUCGGGUACCAAGUCGGACUGUUUGAGGGUGGCGCGAGCGUGCCAAGCAUGUUGAUAAACCAACUACGCCUGCACCAGUGCGGCACGCCCCCAAGUCGUGGACUCUUCGGACCUCUGAAAGAAUAUGUGAAGCGGUACUCAUGACGGUGACUGGAUGACAUAGAAACUCGCAUAAAUGCAUUAUUUGCCCACAACUCAUCACGGGCAGCAGAAGCAGAACAACGCUCAUAGUCGGAUCUACACAAGCUCGGC